AUGAACACCACGCACGAGGGUGUGCAGAUGGGCAGCCACAGCAUACCUGUAGACAUUGCACGCCUUUUUGGAGGAUCCAAACGGCACACUGGCCUUGACAGCUUCCCCUUGAUGGGCACAGUCAGCUUUGAAACUGUGUCUGCACACAUCUUUGAGAAGACGGCUUGGGACAAUGUUGCAGAGCAAUGGGCAAUCCCCGAGGAUCCAGACUCGCAGUUCCGUUUGCGCCACUUCGUACUGCAGGUGGAAACGGUUAGCAAUCUUGCCUUCGGUAUCAAAGCUGGGGACAGGGGAGAACUCUUUAUCUUCAUAUCUGAGCACACUGGGGCCAGUAUUGUCCCGAUGACAGAUGACGACUUCCAGAAGUACGAGGAAAUCUACACCAAAACCCGUGGUAUGAUGAAGCAGCGCCAAAAGUGCAUUGACUGCGUCUUGUCAGCGAUGGGAGCCACGGCGCCAUCUGGCAGUGUUAAGGUCAGGGUUGCUUUGUCAGGUGGAGGCACAGUCAUACUUGCCAUUCAGCUUGGUUUGCAGCAUUGA
This is a messenger RNA of Symbiodinium sp. CCMP2592, 540 nucleotides long. NCBI's taxonomy places the organism in Eukaryota, Dinophyceae, Suessiales, Symbiodiniaceae. The record is from the annotation of a GenBank genome assembly.